This is a messenger RNA of Chaetomium fimeti, 2790 nucleotides long. RefSeq lists its product as uncharacterized. The transcript is spliced from 2 exons. The coding region runs from base 1 to 2790 and encodes 929 amino acids. NCBI's taxonomy places the organism in Eukaryota, Fungi, Ascomycota, Sordariomycetes, Sordariales, Chaetomiaceae. The record is from RefSeq and is a predicted model, not a curated record.
AUGGUGUCGUUCUUUGGGCUCAACAUUGGGGGCAAGAAGAAGAAGCCCGACGAGAAGCCCGCCCAAGAGAAGCAGCCGCAACAAUGGAAGCGCAUAGAUCAAAACGCCCUGGGAGAAGGUCAAUUCUUCGGGCAGAACGCCAACCAACCGGGUGUUGUCAACGGGAGCAUUCGAUCCGUUUCCCGAACCGGCACUCCCCAACCGACACGCAGUGCCAGCAGUCCGUAUGCGAACCGAGACACCCAUAAUAUGGCCGUCGCCAGCAUGGCCGACUUGACUACUUCCGGCCCUGUGCGUUCGGGCGGCCAGGCGAGCGUCCUCCUCAGGCCUCACGCCUCCGAAGCGAAUAUCCGGACCCGAUUUGGCACGAACAACGGGUCCUCGGCGAGCCUCGCGGGUCCAGCGCCCGGCUUCGGAGCUCGAUUUGGCGCCAACAAUGGGUCUUCAACGAGCCUUGCCGGCCCCGGUCCCGGAUUCGGGUCGCGGCCGGGAACUGCAAGCGGUAAGGCGAAACCGUGGGUCAAUCCCUUGGAUGUCCAUUUCGCAAGGGACGCUCCCUCCGGUCCGCCUACGCCCAAGUCCCCGUACGCCGAUUCGAUACAGCUCCCGCAAACUCCUACCACGGACAACGGCGACACGGGGUCGGUGUUUGGUGAAGAGGCGGACGACAUGGUGGACGCUGUCAUGGCCUCGGUCAAAAAGCGGGAGCAGGAGGAGAAGGCUGCUAAGAGGAGGGAAAAGGAAUUAGAGAGGCGGAGGGAGACAGCCCGACUGGACAUGGAGAGGCUGGAGAGACAGAAGUCGACCGAGAGUACACUAACGGCGAGGGGCCCUUCGGCUCCACAUUCACCGCUGGAGCCACAACAAAAGCCUUUCGAAGAACUGGCAUUGCAGGGCCCCGUGUUCAGGGGCGACAUGGAUUCGAGACCUAGCAGCCGCCACGGGCCAGCACAGGCGCCCUCCUGGCACCAAGGGCCGCCUCCGACGGGCCCUCCAACGCAGUGUCUCCCCCAGCCGCCUGGCCAGGGGCCACCGCGCCAGGGACCGCUCGGCCCCGCUGGUGAAUGCCGCAGUGGGCGGUCACCACGGCCGGCUAUCAAUGGGCCCGGGCCAGGACCCGGACCCGGACCUCGACCGAAUGGUUCUGGUCCUCAGCAAUUCCGUUCUAAAGGCCCCUCUCCUGGCCCUCAAGGUACCCAGUCUCGUGCCCAAGGCCCGGCGCCGAAUGACCCCGCCGAGAAAGUCUUUCGCCCUUACCGGCCGCCUCCUCUGCAGGGCUCCGGUCCUCUCGGGCUGAUGUCGGAAGGACUCCGGUCACCAAGCCCUGCCCACAAUGCCUCCGGUAUCAAGGGCUAUCGCGCACAAAGUCCUGCGCUCCGAAGUCCGGCGGUACGAAGUCCACCUCCCAUUGAACACCAUGCCGCAGUAUUCAGUUCGGACCCGGAAGCACCUAGUAGCAGACGAGGCACGCCUGGUCCCGAAAGGCAGGGACUAGUACCACUGAUAUCCUCCUUGACUUCCCCAUCCACUGUGACCUCACCAGGUUCAAUUCGUCGACUGUCUGUCGAUGACGAACCAAUCGAGCCGUUUACACGGCCCGUCAUUAAAAAUGUCAUCGCAAAACGCGAUACUCUGACUUCUAGCACCCCUCGACAGCACAGCCUGUCAAUGAGGAUCGAAGAGUUGGAGAAAACACUUCUGGACGCGCAGCAAGCUCACCCCGUGCCAAAACUUCCAAUUCCGGAAGACAACAGAACCAGUACGAGCAGCAGCGUCUACAGCGACGGGAUUAAGGACGAGGAUGACGACGACGACGACGGUCCAAUCCUGUCAAUCCACCCAGCUCCGCUCCGCAUCAUGUCACCUCCUGUUCCCUCCCAUGCUACCGGCCCUGGUCCUGCACCUGGCGCCACCAUGUCCCCUCCGGCUCCCAUCCCUGCCGCCAUCGUCCGGCCGCAGAGCCCCAUGCGAGGUCCGCCGAGGCGGGGACCACUUCCUCGCCGCCCCGGCUUGGAAGAGUAUGGCGUGUCUAGCAAAGCAGUUAAUAGUCGAGGGGGAACACCUACUCCUGCCUCCAGGAGCGGCAGCAUCGACAACUACAGCUCGCACAGCUCUCCACCGUCAUGCACGAACACGCCCCAAGUCCGACAUCCCAACGUCAAACGCGACCUUACCCAACCCAGCCCAGCGCCGACGGUUGACACGCUCGAGCGAGCCCGCCCGAAUCCUGUAGUUGAUACGGGUUUCAAGUUUGACUUUGGCCCCGGCCCAGGAGUUAUCGGCCCACCCACCCCCGACUCGACCACAUGGUCGCUGGCGUCACCGGCUGGCGAUGUGGGCUCGACGCUGCCUCCCCCGACUUCUGACCCAUCUCAGGCACAGGGGAAGAGUGAAUUAUCGGCAAAGUUCACCCGCUCUCACGUCCCGGCCCCACUUAACUUGAAGUUUAACUUCUCCCCUGACGCCCCGUCGCGUGAUCCGACCUUGGGUAGCCCAGGGGGCAUGUGGACACCACCUAUUCGGUCGGCUACCGGAUCAACGAUGGACGGACGACCAUCCACCUCCGGCGGGCCUGGUGGGCCUGUAAGUGGCGGCGGGCUGGCCGCCUCACCGAGCUUCCUCUCCAAGUUUCCCGACCUAUCCGCGCAGGGAGACGAUGACCCGGCUGCGUUCAUGGGGAUCGGUAUGGCGCGGGGGCCGAGUAUUAGGGACGUUAGGAGGCCGAAGACGUCAGGAGCGAGGAAGCCCAAAUUGGGAACGAUUGAUUCUCGCGGGACGGGGUUCAUCUAA